UAGCCGCAAAUGUGUGUGUUCUAUCUUGUUUAUUGUGCAGUGGGAGAACUGUCUUUUCUUUCUCGUUGUUUAUUUCUUGUAUUUUACUAUCUCUCCACUUGUGUGGAAAAGUUUCUGGUAUCUGCAGACUGGAUGUUCAACUUUUACUGAAACUCGUAGCGGAUAUAUUUCGUAAUAUUGUGAUGGAAAUGACAAGGAAGAAAUCAAACACCAAGUUAUUUCAAUAUUGUUCGCUAUUAUUUACAUGAUCUGCGGUAAACCGCAAAUUUCGGUGUUUUUCAGUUAAUAUUAAAAUAUUAUUAGCCGUCUAAUUAUGGAAAACAAAAGUUGCAACAAUUUUAUUAGUUAUGUGGGACUUGAAGAGCACGAGAUCCAGACUUUGAGCUCCAGUCGCCGUAAUUCAUUAAUUGAGAAUAAUAUAAAAUUAUUACCAGGAGAAGUUCUUAUCGCUGAAGCACAGAGUGUUCUUAUGUUUUCACCAGUCAGUGACUUGAAACAAGGAAUUUCGGGUGUAUUGUCAGUAACUAACUUCAAGCUUACCUUCAUUACUAGCGAUGAUUCGAAUGGAGAGGAUGUUACUCACCAACAAAACCAUCUAUAUGGAUAUACAGAUACAUGUUUGACAAAUAUUGAUGAAAUUUACAUAAUGGUGGGUGAUAAGAAAAGAAAACUAGCUCCUGGUAAUAUAGUACCAUCGAAAGUAAAAGGGAUAUUCAUUAUUUGUAAAAAUUUAAGGACAUGGUCUUUUUCUUUCAAAUUUUCACCCCUUGGGCAUGGUAAGAAUCUUCUUACUGCAUUGUUACAUCAUGCUUUCCCUAGCAGGCACCAAUUGUUAUUCGCCUAUGAUUACAAGGAAGCCUAUUAUAGUAGUCUUGACAAAAACGUCCAGCUAUUUCGAGAUAUAUCGGAUUGGCAAAACGAGUUAAAAAGAACACUGUAUAGCGAUGAAAUAAGGAAAGGUUGGAGAUUAUCCACUGUUAAUGCCAAAUUUCAGCUUUGUCCUAGUUUAUCGCAAUACGUAAUCGUACCUGCAUCUGUAACCGAUAGUCAGUUAACAGACGCGGCCAGACAUUUUCAAGGCAACAGACCUCCAGUGUGGUCUUGGACAAAUGUGUACGGAGCAGCGUUAGUAAAAAUGUCUGAACUGUUACCAACGAUAACGGAGAGGAGGCAAGAGAACAUUAUGUUUGAAAAUGUUCGUAAGAGCCAUCCUCAGAAGAUGCCGCCGGUUGUUGUCGAAUUAAAUAAAGAGAUUAAUGUAAAGUUAAUAGCUAUAGGUUUUUCGAAGUUUAUUAGUUUAUGUUCAGCAGAAAAUAUUAGACAAUUUUGGGUUCAAGACAAUAAUUUCUAUUCGUUGUUAGAAAAUACAAAGUGGCUUAAAUACAUAUCGUAUUGCUUGCAAAAAGCAGUCGAUGUCUGUGACCGUCUUAAUUUAGGGUAUUCCGUCAUCUUACAAGAAGGUGCCGGUAGAGAUUUGUGCUGUGUUAUAUCGAGUUUAGUUCAACUAUUACUGGAUCCUCAUUUCCGCACUAUCACGGGCUUUCAGUCGUUACUACAAAAGGAAUGGGUCGCUGGCGGUCAUCCAUUUUGCGACAGAUUAGGCCAUAUUGUUAAAACUAACUCGGAAAAGUCUCCAUUGUUUCUCCUGUACCUCGACUGCGUUUGGCAAUUGUGCCAACAGUACCCGACCGAAUUCGAAUUCACGGAGACCUACUUGACUACGUUAUGGGACACCGUACACGUAUCCAUUUUCGACACCUUUAUCUUCAACUGCGAGAGAGAUCGGGCAGUGGCAGCUAUGGAUCCCAAUACGCCCCUCGUGCUCCGCAGUGUUUGGGAUUGGCGGGAGCAGUUUGGUGAUCAGGACAUCAUGCUAUUUUACAACCCUCUAUUCGUUCCUCGCAACACCAGCAAGACGGACAGCAGGGCGAUCGUGAAGCCUGCCUGUGCUAUUUCCAGUUUGGAACUCUGGACGCAAUGUUACUUCCGUUGGAUACCGGCCCUCGAGAUUCACAACGGCGGGCAGAGGCACGCCGAGCUUUACGUCAGGCUGCUCCAGAACGACGUGAAUCAGCUCAGGAUCAACGUGAACGGCAAUUGCGGCUCGCCCGUGGACAAAGUCGGUAUCUACUCCCUUCAUACGAACAUCGAUAGCUUUUAUCCCUUCAGCAACAAGAGAUCGGGCAACGCUAUCAGCACCCCGAUUAUGAAUAGUUCAAUCAUCAUAACGGAGAGCUUGUUGGACGCACAAUCAUUGAUAACCGCGACCGACUGAUCGGACGCUGAUUACAGUUCAGGAUGUACCUGAUUACAUUCCCCUUUCUUCCUUCUUACGGAAUGGAUAGCGCGAAAUCACCCUAGGUAGGCGAUUUUUCCCCUUAGUAUUAGAAUCGCACGUCGUAUUCUCUCUCACAGCCCGUUAAGUUUCAAUAUUAAUUAUCUGAUAGUAAUUUAUUCUUAAGUUAAGACAGAGACUUUGUUAAACCAACGAGCGUCUGAGUGACGGUAGUGCGCAAAGAGCUUCUUCGAUUGAUGUAGACAGCCGUCGGCUCCUUUGUUAUAUUUUACGGUUUACGUUCUACAAUCGAGGAAAAGGACAGAUCUUCGGGAACGCGAUAUAAAUAUUGAAGUUUAUUUAAUUUUCUUGACACUCGACAUGAACUUGUAUUAAGAAGUAGAGACUCUUUUUUUAUAUGUUUUUUUUUUUUUUUCACAAAGUAGAUCUUAAGUGUUAAUCUCGUCGCAACCGAGUGCAGCUUGCACCUUUUCUCGCAGAACAAAUAGGAUAAUUUGUAUUUCCACGAGCUUUAUGUAUACUCCGAUAGAGAAUAUUAAAUAUUAUCAAGUCAAGUUGAGUAAUUUUAAGAAAUGACUAACGACGGAACGAAACAUCGAUAUUUGUAUAUAAAUUACAAUGCGAAUAGAAAGAAAUAAAUAAUUUUGAAUACU
This is a messenger RNA of Dinoponera quadriceps, 2949 nucleotides long. Its product is annotated as myotubularin-related protein 10-B. Lineage: Eukaryota; Metazoa; Arthropoda; Insecta; Hymenoptera; Formicidae. The transcript has 10 exons. The record is from RefSeq and is a predicted model, not a curated record. Bases 314 to 2275 code for a protein of 653 amino acids.